Diorhabda carinulata is the source of this 9688-nucleotide messenger RNA. It is a transcript of the gene sns, whose product is annotated as nephrin. The transcript is spliced from 17 exons. Lineage: Eukaryota; Metazoa; Arthropoda; Insecta; Coleoptera; Chrysomelidae. Gene Ontology annotation, molecular function: cell adhesion molecule binding. The coding region runs from base 453 to 4424 and encodes 1323 amino acids. Gene Ontology annotation, cellular component: cell-cell junction. The record is from RefSeq and is a predicted model, not a curated record. Gene Ontology annotation, biological process: cell-cell adhesion.
CAUUGCAAGCUUUUAGAGAGUUUGGUAGUCCGUGUUGAAACGUUGAAACUGCCGAUAUUUCAACGAAAUUUACGAACAUUUUAUAAAAUAAAAAAUUUUAAUAUCGUUCGUUGUUAUUUUCUUCAGUUAACGGUUUUUUCACGUGAUUUGCAGAGUGUUUUAAGAAAUUUCAAUACUAUUAAGAGGAAUACAUUAAAAUCUUCAUCCAACUUCUCUGGAUUUUGGCUAGACUUUUAAAGUGUUCAUUUUUUUCUCUUUAAUUUAAUGGUGAUUUAUGCAAAGAUUAGACGGAAUUGAGAGUUCUGUGUUGUGCACAAGGAUUUAAACGAAUGCGCUAAGGAGAUUAGUGGCAGUACUUAUUAAAAUGUUUGUUUUUGUAAUGGUUUAAUUGUUUUAAGUGAUUUAUGGAGUGAUUAUUUCACGGUCAUUUACUUGGAUUACUUAGUUUAAACAUGGAUAUUUUUCUCUGCAAAAUGUUUUACCUUGUAAUUGUUAUAAUAGCAGGCCAAGUAAAUGCUCAACAACAAUAUUUUCGGGUCUUGCCUAAGGACGUUAUAGUACACGAAGGAGGCGAAGCUAUGCUGGAGUGCGAAGUUGCUAAUUUAGCCGGUCAAGUUCAAUGGACCAAAGAUGGAUUUGCUUUAGGUUUUUUGGCUGUAAUUCCCGGAUUCCCUCGUUACUCUGUGAUAGGGGACAGAAGACAUGGAGUUUACAAUCUGAGAGUGAGCAACGCUUCCCUAGAGGAUGACGCCGAGUACCAGUGCCAGGUGGGACCGGCGCGACUUCAAAAGGCUAUCAGAGCCAACGCCAGACUCAACGUUAUUUCCCCUCCAUCGUCGGUAGAGAUAUUAGAUCAUGCUCCAAAUUCGAAAAUUGAGAUAAAAGAAAAUCAAGAAUUUGCUUUGGAAUGUAGGGUUAAGAAUGCAAAACCUGCAGCCAAAAUUGUUUGGUACAGAGGCAAUGUGGAGAUCAAUAUACCGAGUCGUGAAGACCAAGUCAUCGAGGUAUUGGCGCAGAACAAAGACAAACGUGUAACGCGAUACGAUACUCAUUCAAGAAUAACUCUUAAACCAACAGCUGAAGAUGAUUUUGCAGAAUACACUUGUGAAGCUAGACAUGAAGCAUUAUCGCAAGAUAUUCCCUUCAGAACAACUGUUCAACUUAGCGUUCUAUAUCCACCAGCUAUGCCCUACAUCGAGGGAUAUGGCGAAGGGGAGACAGUUCGAAGGGGGCAAACUGUUGGACUCGUAUGUAGAUGCAGAGGUGGAAACCCUCCAGCUCAACUCAUUUGGUACAAAAAUGGAGAACAGAUUAGAAUGGCUUAUAGGACAUCAGGAAGGAUAUCAGAAAAUAUUUAUUCAUUUACUGCUGAUGCCAGUGAUAAUAAGGCCAAAUAUAAAUGUGAAGCCAGCAAUAUAAUGUCAAAAUCACCAUUGAAGGCAGAAGUUCAAAUGACAGUUUUAUUUUCUCCAGAUCAUGUUACUAUAUCCGGGCCUACAGAAGCAAGAGUAGGUGAUCCGGUACCAUUAACUUGUACCACAGCCAAUUCCAAUCCGUCUGCAGAAAUUAAGUGGGUAGUAAAUGGAAGAAAUAUUCGUAACGCUACAUCAAGACAAAUUAUUUCACCAGAAGGCGGAUGGAUCACUACUUCUAAUAUUACUGUUGUUAUUGAACCACAUCGGAAGUUUUUAUUGGUAAAUUGUCAAGCUUUCAAUAUGCAACUUACGGAAAAUGUCGGAUCUACUCAUCAUGUUAAUGUUUUAUAUCCACCUGGUCACCCAAUAAUCCAAGGUUUCACAAAAGAUUCACAUAUCCCAGCUGGUACAAUCCAAAAGAUUUCGUGUACUUCCUCUGGAGGAAACCCAUUAGCUACGAUCACGUGGUAUAAAAACGAUAAGAAAAUUCAUUCCACUGUACGAACGAGUGAUAAAAUUACAACAGCAGAAAUCACUAUCUUGACAAAUAUCACUGAUAACGGAGCCGUGUACAAAUGUGAAGCCGCCAAUUCUGCAACUGAAAUACCUUUGAUUGAAACUUUGAAUAUGAGUGUAUAUUUUCCCCCCGAUCACGUCAGAAUUCGGCAGGAACCGGAAGAACUUAAGCCCAACGAAGAAGGAACAUUGAUCUGUGAUUCAAGCUCCAGUAAUCCACCUGCAAAGUUAUCUUGGUGGAAACAAGGCAUUCCCGUACUUGGUUUGAUGAAUACUACUAAACCUGGACUACAUGGUGGUACGGUAUCUACCAUUGAAAUGAAAAUUAAUGUAACCGAACAAAUGAAUGGUAUAGUGUAUACUUGUCAAGCGAACAACGAAGCUCUAUCUCGAUCCGUACAUGAUGCUAUAACUCUUCAGGUGUUGUAUGAACCAGUGUUUGAUCCAAACAACGAAGUCACUGUUACUGGCAUUGAAAACGAACCACUCAUAAUAUAUUUAAAAGCUGAUGGCAAUCCUGCUAAUAUUGCAUACACUUGGACUAAAGAUGGUUUACCAAUAACUCCACAAAGUUCUGCGAAUGGAAUCGAGAGGAUUGUUUCAGAGGGACAUGUUCUAAAUAUAACCAAAUUGAGUAGGAAUGAUGCUGGAACGUAUAUGUGUGAAGCUUUGAAUUCUCAAGGAAGUACCAUCACCACUGUAAAUGUUACUGUUCAAUAUUCUGCAUCAAUAAUUCAAACUAGUGGAAACGUUAUUGCUGAACCAAAAGAAGAUGCGACACUUUCCUGUUCUGCUGAUGGUAACCCUCUUGCUGAUGACACAAUUACGUGGAAAAGGGACGAUUUUCCCGAUUUUGCAGCUAGAACAUCCGUAAUGUACGAUAAGAACGGAACAUCUUACCUCCGAAUAGCAAGUGUUACCAGAGAAGACCUCGGUAAUUUCAUUUGUACUGUUAACAAUGGAGUUGGAAACUCUUCCUCCAAAGAAGUUAUGUUGAUUGUUAAACAUAAACCCGAAAUUGACACUAAUCCUCAAUUCAUCAAAUUCGCCAGUGAUGCAGGUGAAACUGGAAAAUUAAUUUGUAGAAGUCAUGCGUCGCCAUUGGCGAGAUAUACUUGGGCCAGAAAUGGAUCACCCAUCAAUCCAAAUACAACUGGAAAGUAUUAUACUACUUAUACACAGAUCGAUCAACUAGUAUCUGAAUCAACCCUAUACAUCACGCACGUAACUUCCGCUGACUACGGUAACUACGAAUGCGUAGCUCGAAAUGAAAUAAGUUUUUCUACAAAAUCAUUACGCCUAGAAGUAACUUCUGCACCUGAUACUCCCACUCUUUUAACUGUGCUUAAUGUAACACAUGAUAGCGUCACUUUAGGCUGGACUCCUGGAUUCGAUGGUGGCAUGAAGGCUUCUUAUAGAAUACGGUAUAGGAAAGUUGAUGACGAAGGAUAUAAAUAUGAAGAUGUCGUUGGCGAUAACGUCACCACUCACGUGGUUAAAGAUUUGGAUAUCAACACACAAUAUGUGUUCUCGAUAAUGGCGUCUAACAAAUUAGGUAGCAGCAAGUUUAUACCAGAUUUAUUAUCAGCAAAGACGUCAGUAUUUGUUGGAAAUGAAGAAGCUCAGAAAGUCAUUCCUGAGGAUAUUUUAGAAAAACAAGAUUUACCUAGAAUAGUCAUAAUCAGCGUGUCCGUCAUAGGCGUUAUUCUUUUGUUUAUUAAUAUUGCCUUGGUUACUGGUUGUAUGUUAAAAAGGAGAGCUAAAAGAAUUAGAGAACAAAAUAACCAAACUAGCAAAUCAGCAACAAUUGAAAUGUAUGCCCCCAGUAGUUACAACGAUACCGUGACAGGAGAGACACUGUCAUCAGUUAGCGAGAAGAGUGAAACCUACAGUAACGAGGAAAUUAAUCACGAAUAUUUAGAUGAUAACCGAAAGCCAACAAGCAAUUCAUACUUGAUUGAGCAUCAACCGGAUUACCCAGGUGCGUAUCCUACAUACGAAAUGCAAAUGCCAGCUCAGACCGGCAUCAACAUGGCCCACAAGACUCACACCCUGCCCCAUCCCCAUCACCAUCAUCAUCACCCCGCGCAUGAUCAGAGACCGAGGGCCAGGGAUGACCAAAGUCUAGUUUACCAUGGUGGCAUGUCAGGUAAAUCAUUCGUCGCUGCACCAUCGCCAGCUCCACCAGCAGACGGUUCCUACUUCAAUAUGUCCGAUCGUUACUUAUCGUAUCCUCCACCAUUAGACUUUCAAACUCCGCCUCCCAUACCAGCUCAUCCACACCUGACGCAUACACACGCGCCGAUGACUCCACCACUUCCAUCUAACGGCUCACUUUUACGUCAUGCAAGAGCUGUGCCACCCCCAGAUGUAUUGCAUAAUACCAAUACAAACAACCAAAUACUCCAAGCUCAAAGUUUGUCUCAAAAACGCGAGCUCACAAGUUUCGGUAACGGUUAUGGUGUCAACGAACAGGAAGGACAUCUUGUUUGAGACCAGGGGGAAAUUUUGUACGUUUUGUAAAGUGCGUUGGGGUGUGUUUGUCCAAUACUUUUAUAUUUAAAAAAAUACGAGAAAAGACUGUUGUGUAAAUAUUUUAAAUGAACUCGAUGAAUACUUAAUUGUGAUUUUAAUUAAUAUCAUUGCAAUACUGUGUAAAGGACAAUGUUCAUGCAGGUAGAAAAUAUUCAGGUUUUAUAUAUUGAUAAGAAUCAAUGAUUAUUUUGUUUUAUGUUUUACGUUGAUUUAACUUUCUCCUUAUUAGGAGGAGUUCAAACAGUUCAAUUUAGCUUUUUCUAUAAAAUGCCUUUUACGUGGUCAGUUCAGUUUUCAUUUCCGUCUCCGUUUCAGUCGAAAUGUCAGUUCAAAAGUUUUGAGGUCCUUUUACAUAGUCAAAUCAGUUCUCAGUUCAGUCUCAGCCCGUUUUACAAUGUUGGCUGUCAUAAGUCGGGCUUUAAGUUCUGUCCUCCACCAAGCAGUAGAUAUUUCUUCCAUAACAUCAACUCCUUUUUGUGCUUUUGUGUUUUGUGCAUUUAAUUUUUUCGUCUAGUAAAUAUUUCAAUUAUGUAAAAAACUUAAUAGACUCUUCAUAAUUUUUUUGUUGUGUUAAUAUUGAAGAUUUUUGAACCGAGACCUGCAGGUAAUGCUGUUCAAUCUACCAUCUUACCAUAUUAUAAAAAGACUCAUUUAUAUUCCUGAUUGUUUGGUGAAUGUUUGUUCGUUCAUUCCGCUAUUGAGACUAAGUCAUCCUCGAAUGCGAAUAACUUCCUCUGCCGUCAAAUUAAACAUUUUAUUCGUAUAAAUAUUGAAUCGUACUGAUGGACUUAAUGCUGAGACCUCUACAUAUUUCCGUUGGUCUUUUUUUUAUUGCAAAAUUCGCAUCAACCCUAUACUGGUUAUUAGAGAUUCAGUUUUUUCUAACCGGAAAAAUUGAAUGUUUUAUCUACAGAUAUAUGUUAAAUUAAGUUUAUGAUCGAGAUCCUAAAAUUCAACAUAUUGUUCCGAGUGGUAGAUUUGAUGAUGAUAUUUUUGAGUUGAAAGAUGGACAUUCUGCGAUUAUGUGUUUACAAUUGUAGUUACUAUCUCUACUUACAGCUUCCUUAGAGGCCAGGUCUGCCUCUUCGUUUCCUUUUAAUGCAGUUACUGCCUGAUUUUGAUUGCUAAGGAAUUUGUGGUGUGAAUUUUUUGAAGAGUGUGGAUGGAGUUAAGAGAAUAUGUGACUAUGUGGUUCGUUUGAUGAAGCGGCGAUGUGUGUAGUUCGAUAUAUUGCAUCAGUGAAAGUGGAUGGGGUUGGAGGAGCUCUUAGUAUAUGUUUGGAGGUUGGGUGUAAUGAUAGGGAUACCCGUACCGUCUUGAGAUUUCGAUGGGUAAAUGUGUUCAAAGUUUUUAUACUCACUGAGUAUGUUAUUGGUGUGGUGUUUGUUGAAUGAGAUGAGGUGGGUAAAGAACUUGAUGCUUUCUAUUGUCCAUGAUGGAGUCUGAGAAGAUUCGAUAGGAAGGCAUGCAGGAAUGAUAUGAUCUAAUACGAGCAUAGAAAGGUUUGGGGUUUUCUGGGUUUAUUUGAAAAAAGAUCUGGAUAUUCCUUGGAGAAGUAAUUUUGGAGGAUAGGAUUGGAAUGAUCCGUAGGUCUUGAUAGUCUUGCUAGAGCUUGUUUAUUAAAUCGAUAGUUUUUGUGGUAUUUUUAGCUUUGCCAGUUUAUAUAAUAGGAUAGAUCACAUUAUCGUAGGCUGCUUUGAUAUCAAGAUAAACAGCUGAGGAAUAGCUAAUAAUUUCUUAUUUUUUUUUAAAUGAAGCUUUUCCAGUUUUUAGUACAUCCCGUCUGAGUUUGGAUUUUCUUUCAGUUUUUAUCUUUUCACACCUAGGAAAAACUAACAGUUUGACUGAUGCUGAAAAUGAACUGAGGAAUACUAAGACCGUUAUUUUUACAUGAAAGUUCAGUUGUUCGUUUUAGUGAUUCAUUUCUCGACGUUCGGAUCCUUCUUAUCUCAUAAGCAAGGGUUUGAUUUGUACAUGUGUUGUUUCAACAUAGUUUAAUAUUAAUACUGACAUCUCUUCAGUUUUCUCUUUUCUUUUUCCUAUCAGUUUCUACUUUUUACACAUUUGAUAGUGCGACAGAUACUGAGAUGGAAAUGAAAACUGAAAUGACUGUGUGAAAGUCCCUUUAUAUAUCUAAAGAAUAGAAAAGUGGCACAGAAACCUUCAUGAGGAAAAUUAUUAGCUAAAAUGCGUUGAAAGGAAACUUGACAACCUUCAGUUGCAAUGCAUUUUUCUUGGUGGUCGUUAAAGUUCAUCAUUGCUCUUUGCAUCCUAUUGUUAGGAAUUGUGUACUUGAUAUACUUUAGAUUCCUUGUACCUUCGAAGAAAGAAAUCACAAGGAAACAUCAUAAAUUCAUGAAAUAACUCAAAGUCGUUCGUAAAAAGUCCUGUUGAAACCAGUUUAUUGCAGCUAAUAACUUUCUGUAGUAGGCUAUAGAUUGGAAAAGCAAGAAACCCAAAAACACGUACCACGUGAUAAAUCUUUAGUUUGACUACCUGUUAUUAUAAUGGAAAUGUAUACUGGUUGUCACCUUACUGAAUAGAACAAUAAAUUUAGGAAAUUUUGAGACAUCAAAAUUGACAUUUUGUGUGCUGUUCAAAUUUGGUAACUACCUGUGUUUAUUAACUGUGACGAGUGUUGCCAUACCAUUAUGGUUGCCAUUGCCUAAAGUUUACCACUGAAGGAAAGUGGUUGGGUUGUUAUAUGAAUAAUUCACUACUUAAUGCAUUAAGUGAUAUUACUUAUUAAAGAAUAUUUACUCCUUUGUUUUUGAGGCUAAUGAAGUAUUUUCUAAAUGCAUGAAAUAUUUACUUAAUUUCUAAUAGCCCACGGUGAAAUUAACGAAUUAGGGUCGAAUAUGCCUCAAAGGAUAUAGACUGAUGGAUUUUGACUUUUUAAUCACCAAUAAAAGUAGAAUGAUAUUCAAUAUUGAAAUAAAGAAAAACAAGUUUUGGUCCUUUGAGUGAAAAAUCCCUAACUAUUUCGGUCGAAACCGAAAAUGUAAUGCUAACUGAUAAUCAGUUGUUAAUAAAUCUGACUAAUGUGAUCUAAACAAUAUUAUUAUUCAAACCAUCCCACCAAUCGGUUGUGAAAAUUAUUUUUAUUAAAAUGAGUGAAAAAUUUCAUUUAAUUCUAUAAUAAUUUUUUACAAUACUUGAACUGCCACUUUUUUUUAUUUUUCUAAUAAAUGUAAUGGUUUAUAUAUGCGUUACAAAGUUUAUUUCAACAUCUUCUUUUCUAGCUUUCAGUUAAUAAAUCACUCUAUCUCCUAGUUUAUAGCCUUAUAUUUUCCAUAAUAUUAUAUUGUAACAAAAACUAUAGAUUGCACCUUUUUACUUAAUUAUUUAUUAAACAAGAUUUCCACUUAAAAACUUAUGCUCGACAUUUCAUUUCAUUCACAAAAAAAAAUAGUGUUGGAGGAAAAUUCUUUGGCAAAACUGACUCAAUAUACACUACCCGUCAAAAGCUUUUGCUUACCCUAUAGUUUGCUUUAUAUUUAACAAAUAAAAACAAUACGAUAAAAAAUAUAUAGAUAUGAAUAUAGUAAUAAGAAAACCACAGUCUGUAGAAGUUACAUAUUCAAUUUUUUAUUCAUCGAUCAAACUUACUUUUGCUUUUAUUAUGUCAGUGAACAAAUUCGACAAAUUUUCAGUACAUUAUUCCUUUCCAAUUCUUUCAAAUACUCUUUGCUCAGUUUGGAGGAAUAUUUAGGAUCGUUGUCAUGCUUGAAGAUAAAUUUUUUUGCACUGGCGAGGACGGUACUACAUUUUCUAUCUAUCUAAUAUUCGUUCCUCCUUUGACCUGAGCACCAAACAUUUUCCUGUUAGACCUAAAAACCUGUAAUUUCGACUCAUCACUACAUAAAAUACUUUGCCACUCUUGAUGCCUCCAAUUUUUUUGACAUCUCAAGAGAAGUUUCUUCACUGAGACCCUUCCAAAAAAGCCAAUCUACUUUACUGUGUAGAAGUACUCAAAUGCCACUAUUAUUUUUGAUUUGUUAUACACCGAUCUUCGCUUGACAGUGUGUAUUCUUUUGAAAUCUAAUGACUGGAUUAUGGGGUAGCCGAAAACGUUUGACCUGUAGUGUACUUUCAAGAGAAAUUGAAUGAUCAAUCAUCAAUCUAGCUGAAGUCUCCGCUACUGAAUUUGGUUUCCUCUAAAGCUCUUCAUGUCUGUCCAUAACUACUCAUUGAUUUUCAAUAUUUUGAAUACAUAUUCUAUUAGUGUGAAUUUGUUGGCAUAGCAGCCGUAGCAAAUCAAGAUUAAAAUUAAAGACAUUUUUCUAUUAACGCCUACCCAGAUAAUCAAGAUUUUUUCUUCCUACUAUAUACCCAGAUCGAAACGGAAAUUGUUCAUCUACUUGAAAUCACAUAAAUCAUUUAACAGAAAUGUGCGGUAAAUGAGUUGAGAAAGACAGAGAAACAGAGAGACAGACAGACAGAGAUACGGAGAGACAGACAGAGAUAUAGAGACAGAGACAGACAGACAGAGGGACAGUGAGACGGAGAGACAGACAGACAAACAGACAGAAAUAUAGAGAGAAAACAGACAGAGUUACGGAGAGACAGAAACACAGAGAGGCAGUUAUAUAGAGAGACAGAGAGAGAAAUAAAGGGAAAAAGAGAGAAAGAGAGAGAGAAAAGCUUUACAGAAUCAUGCCAGUUUAUGGUAGAUUGUAGAACUCUGCCCUUUGUCGAUCUCUGGAAGUUAUUAAAUGUAUUGGUCAUUUUUAAAACUGAUGGUAAUUGAAUUUUUUACCAUGUCUUCACCAUGUAGAAUUUAAGUAUUCAAACAUUUUUAUGCAUAUGGUGCCUAUUACACUUCACGUAUUUUUAUAUUUAUUUUCAUAGGCUAGUUCAGGUAUCAAAUAAUUGUUUAGUUAUAUAAUUUUCACAAGCUCUUUGUCGGAUUAUUUUGUUAACAUUAGGAAAUAUUGUUUUUUGUAUAUUCUAAAUCUAACUCAAUUUUUAAUUUAUGUAUAUAUUUGAAUCUCAUUCAAUGGAAAAAUAUUAAUUUACUAGUCGAAAUGAUCAACCAAAGUGUUUUUAAAUCUUGUAUAAAUUUCUUUCCUAGCGGAUUUUCUUUUGUAUAUUUUUUCUUUAAUAUUGUUUUAUAUGAGCUCAUGUGUUUAAAUUCUUAGUUUUGUUAAUUUUUUGUACAUUUUCAUCAUUUCUUAAUAUUAUCUUAUUUUUUUAGGAAUAAAUAUAGUUUUGUUUAUUAA